Lodderomyces margitis is the source of this 2142-nucleotide messenger RNA. It is a transcript of the gene ATM1, whose product is annotated as ATP-binding cassette Fe/S cluster precursor transporter. Gene Ontology annotation, molecular function: ATP hydrolysis activity; ABC-type transporter activity; ATP binding. The transcript has a single exon. The coding region runs from base 1 to 2142 and encodes 713 amino acids. The record is from RefSeq and is a predicted model, not a curated record. Gene Ontology annotation, cellular component: mitochondrial inner membrane. Lineage: Eukaryota; Fungi; Ascomycota; Pichiomycetes; Serinales; Debaryomycetaceae. Gene Ontology annotation, biological process: transmembrane transport; intracellular iron ion homeostasis.
AUGUUUCGGUUAGGGGGCCCAUUGAAACAAGCAUGGCCAUUGCUAACCAAACUGCCACUGCUUCCAUGUCGAUCCAACAUAAUGACCCAACCCCAUGCGCUUCGACUUGUUAAUAAGCGGCUCCCGAUACGGACAUUCACCAAAACAACUCGUUUACUACAUGGACCUACAAGCGAUGCUGAUCCAAAAGCAGCAAAGCCAUCUUUACCGAAGCCUCCAAAUACCGAAGAUAAAUCGAGCUCGCCAUACUCGCUCUUUGGAAGAAAAGUAUCUACAUCGGAAUUAUUCAUGAUGCGAUCAUUAUUCAAAACAAUCUGGCCCAAGGACAACCCCAAGUUCAAAAUUAGAGUCAUUAUUGCCGUGUCGUUAUUGAUUGGCUCCAAAUUGCUCAAUGUAGAGGUGCCAUUUCUUUUCAAGCAAAUCAUUGAUCAAAUGAAUGUUGAUUGGACCCAGGAAGUAGGCAUACUAUCCACUGUCAUUGGUUCAUUGAUACUCGCAUAUGGUGGUGCCAGGUUUGGUGCCGUGUUGUUUGGUGAAUUGAGAAAUGCCAUAUUUGCCAGUGUGGCCCAAACUGCUAUUAAAAGGGUGGCAUCAAAUACAUUUAACCGUUUGAUGAAUAUGGAUUUACAAUUUCAUUUGUCGCAACAAACCGGUGGGUUGACGAGAGCAAUUGAUCGAGGAACUAAAGGUAUUAGUUAUGUGCUCACGGCUAUGGUGUUUCACAUUAUACCCAUUACGUUUGAGAUUAGCAUUGUUUGUGGGAUUUUGAGUUACAACUAUGGGUUACCCUUUGCCGCCAUGACUUUUUGUACAAUGUUAGCAUACUCCAUCUUCACCAUAAAGACAACAGCAUGGAGAACUAAAUUUAGAAGGCAAGCCAACAAUGCCGAUAAUCAAGCAGCCAGCGUUGCUUUGGAUUCCUUGAUCAAUUAUGAGAGUGUCAAGAUCUUCAACAAUGAAGCUUUCCAACUGCAAAAGUACAAUAAUGCGUUGACCAAGUUUCAAAAUGCGCUGGUUAAAGUAGCCACUAGUUUGGCGUAUCUCAAUGCGGGGCAGAAUUUUAUAUUCACCCUGGCACUAACAGCCAUGAUGUAUAUGGGGUGUCAAGGUGUCGUUUCGGGAGGAUUGACCGUGGGUGACUUGGUCUUGAUCAACCAACUAGUGUUUCAAUUGAGUGUCCCGCUUAAUUUCUUGGGUAGUGUUUAUCGAGAAUUGAAGCAGAGUUUACUCGAUAUGGAAAACUUGUUUCAGUUGCAAAAUGUUCCCAUCAAGGUUACUGACGCUGAAGGUGCUCCUCAGUUGAAAUUGGACAAGACUAGCCCAGGUGAGAUUAAGUUUGAAAAUGUUACAUUUGGGUAUCAUCCCGAUAGACCCAUUUUGAAAAAUGUGUCAUUCACGAUCCCUGCGGGACAGAAAGUGGCAGUUGUUGGUCCGUCAGGAAGUGGGAAAUCAACAAUUUUACGUUUGGUGUUUAGAUUCUACGAUGUGGAUCUGGGACGGAUCUUGAUUGAUGGACAGGAUAUCACAAAAGUGUCGCUUGAAUCAUUGCGGAAAAAGAUUGGUGUUGUGCCUCAGGAAACCCCUCUUUUCAAUGACACCAUCAUUGAAAAUAUACGAUAUGGUGAUUUGCAAUCGACCGAUGACCAAAUUCACCAAGUUGUGUCGCUUGUACAACUAGACAACUUAAUCAAGGACUUACCUGAUGGAGAGAAUACCAUUGUUGGAGAACGAGGCAUGAUGAUAUCAGGUGGUGAAAAGCAAAGAUUGGCCAUUGCUCGUUUGCUUUUGAAGAACGCCCCCAUCACAUUUUUCGAUGAAGCUACAUCGGCCUUGGAUACGCAUACCGAGCAAGCAUUAUUAAAGACAAUUAGAACCAUUUUUAAACGCGACAAUAGAACAAAUGUAUCAAUUGCUCAUAGGUUGAGAACGAUUGCUGACGCCGACAAGAUUAUCGUGUUGAACAAGGGGCAUGUACAGGAACAAGGAUCGCAUAUGCAACUCUUGAGUGAGCCUGAGUCAUUGUAUGCCCAAUUGUGGAACAUUCAGGAGAAUUUAGACGUUGAAGAACAAUUGAGGUUGGAGGAGGAGGAACGGUUGAGAAAAGAAGAGCAGGAGUUGCAGGACCAGGAAAAGAAGGUGUAA